This is a messenger RNA of Caenorhabditis bovis, 975 nucleotides long. The record is from the annotation of a GenBank genome assembly. NCBI's taxonomy places the organism in Eukaryota, Metazoa, Nematoda, Chromadorea, Rhabditida, Rhabditidae.
AUGCCAGAGGGAAAGGCGCCACACUUCCCACAGCAGCCAGUCGCCCGUCAGAACGACGAUGGCUCUUUGGAGCUUGAGUGCUUCGUUGAUGCCAACCCUCAGCCAACGAUCAAAUGGUAUUACGACAAUAACGAAGUCGAGAAGAAGGAUCGUUUCACUCAAUCUCUUCAGAACAAGGGCGGAGACUCUUAUUCAGCAAUUCUUUCGAUUAAGGACUUGGCUGAUUCCGACGCCGGAGCAUACAGAUGCUGCAUUGUCAACCCGCACGGAAAAGGAAACGCUAACUUCAACUUGAAGCUUACUGGAUUCUCGUCGCCAACAUUUGUGGAAAAACCGCAAAUCUCGUCCCGCGAUGACGGGCAGGUUAUGGUUAUGGAGUUCCGCUGCAAGUCCAUUCUUCCACCAACCUUCGUGUGGAAUAGAAUCCAGCCAAACAAGGGUGAGGAGAUCAUUUGCCAAUCGGACCGCGUUAAGUUCGAGUCCCGCAAGGAAUCCAAUGAUAUCUACUAUGUGACUCUUGAGAUCAAAGAGCCAAGCAAAGAAAAAGACGCCGGACAAUUCGUGUGCACCGCCAAGAACGAAUCAGGAAAGCUCACUGCUACCUUCACUGUGAAGUUUGAAGUUCCUGAGGGAGCUCCAUCAUUCACCCGGAAGCCACAAAUUCUCCAGCAAACCUCUGCUUCCGGAGAGCCAGCCAUCUGCUUCGACAUCGGCUACACGGCAAAAUUGAACCCACAAGUCACCUGGAUCUCGCCAAAGAACAAGAAGAUGAAGGAGUCGAACCGUGUUCAUUUCAAGACCUCCGACGAAGGAAACGGCAACUGGACCGCUCAAUUGGAGCUCACCAACUACAAGGCAAAGGACUCGGGUACCUACACUUGCAACAUCAAGAACGACGCCGGAGAGGCCAACGUUGAGCUCACUCUCAACAUUGAAGGACCACUUGAUGAUGGUGGUGAGGACAGCGAGUCUUAA